GAUUAACAUAUCGCAAUAUACAUAGAACUUUCGAAGUGAAACAAUAACCAUCAAGAUGCCGCACACCAAAACAGAUACCGCAUUCCGAUACCCCCAGAACGAAGACCAGAGCCGUCGUCUUCGCAACACCACCCAGGAUCAAAGAGCCGCUCAGAGGCAGCAAUACUCAUCGGAGUCAGCCACUGCGGCAUCCCUGGCAGCCGAUCCAACCUCUAACUGGGGUCCGGAGGAAUUCUUCGAGACCACCGUCGAUGAGUACGGUCAACCGGUCACUGACCAGUGGGCGUUCACGGAUGGUGCGAGGAUGAGUAGAGGCGUCUCUGGUCAUGAUGAGGCCGAUGCUUUUGAGGCUGCAAAUGAUAAGUUUGAUUGAAUUUAGUUUGAAUUGAGGCCGUAUGGGCAGAGUGGUGGUGAUCUAUCAGUUAUAUAAUAAUGCUUACAAUGAACAUGUAAUCUCCUUUAUCUAACAUCGUAUAAAUAUCGUCGAGAGUUU
Aspergillus eucalypticola CBS 122712 is the source of this 493-nucleotide messenger RNA. RefSeq lists its product as uncharacterized. The coding region runs from base 56 to 373 and encodes 105 amino acids. NCBI's taxonomy places the organism in Eukaryota, Fungi, Ascomycota, Eurotiomycetes, Eurotiales, Aspergillaceae. The transcript is spliced from 2 exons. The record is from RefSeq and is a predicted model, not a curated record.